AUGGCGAAGUUUAACACAGGGGACAACCCAACAGAGGAGGUUUCCGUCAACAGCCGACCCUUCAAAGUUGCAGGGCAAAAUUUACCCUCAGGAAUACAAGCAAAAAAGAACUUAUUCAACAACCAAGGAAAUUCCAGCCCUCCUUCAGGACCCAGCAACGUACCUAAGUUUGGGUUCCCAAAGCCACCUGUGGGGGUGAAAACUUCUGAGGAAAAGCCUGACAAGGAGCCCAAACCCCCCUUUCUAAAGUCUACUGGAGUGGGCCAAAGAUUUGGAACACCAGCAAACGCGGCCACCAGAGACCCUGAGGUGAAAGUGGGAUUUCUGAAACCUGUAGGCCCCAAGCCCACCAUCUUGCCCAAAGAAGAUCCGAAACCUGUGUUUCCCCGGCCUCCUGGGAAUAAGCCAUCACUUCACAGUGUAAACCAAGACUGUGACUUAAAGCCACCAGGCCCAAAGCCUGGGCCUACUCCUCCACCCCCAGAAAAUGAACAGAAGCAAGUGUUCCCAAAGUUGGCUGGAGUCAAAGGCAAGCUUGUAUCUGCCUCACAAGAUCAUGACCCCAAGGCCCUCUUCCCCAGACCCACCUUUGGCCAGAAGCCAUCCCUGAGUACAGAGGACUCCCAUGAAGACGAGAGUCCCGCUAAGAACGUGACUCCACAGAAAGGAUCCCCAACUCCCCUAGGAGCCAGGUCCAAAAGCAGCCCUUUAAAUCUACCAUGGGAAAACCCAGAAAAUAAGGACCAUGGAGGUAACACAUCUAGUUCACCUUUUCCUGGAGUGGUGCUGAAACCUGCUGCGAACAGAGGCAGCCCAGGCCUCUCCAAAAAUGGUGAAGAAAAGAAAGACAGGAAGAUAGAUGCUGCUAAGAACAUCUUCCUGAACAAAAUGAACCAGGAGGAGUCGGCCUCUGGGGCUCCUCCUGCCAAGUUCCCUAAGGAACCUUCUAAGCUGACUGUGGGGGGGCCAUGGGGACAAGGUCAAGAGAAGGAAAAGGAAGACAAGAAUCCAGCCAUGCCAAAGCAGAAGCCAUUGCCCCCCUUGUUUACCCUGGGUCCACCUCCACCAAAACCCAGCAGACCACCACACGUUGACCUGACAAAAUUCCGAAAAAACACUUCCAGAAACAGCACCAGCAGAGGCCAGACGUCUUAUUCAACAACUUCCCUGCCACCACCUCCACCAUCCCAUCCGGCCAGCCAACCGCCAUUGCCAGCAUCUCACCCACCACAACCACCAGUCCCAAGCCUACCUCCCAGAAACAUUAAACCUCCCAUUGACCUAAAAAGCCCUGCCAAUGAGGAAAACCAAGAUGGUUUCAUGCGUACAGAUGGUACUGGAAAUCUAGAUGAGGAACAAGAGAGUGAAGGAGAAACUUAUGAAGAUAUAGAAUCAUCCAAAGAACGAGAAAAGAAAAGGGAAAAGGAAGAAAAGAAGAGAUUGGAGCUGGAGAAAAAAGAACAGAAAGAGAAAGAAAAGAAAGAGCUAGAAAUAAAGAAGAAAUUUAAACUAACAGGUCCUAUACAAGUCAUCCAUCAAGCAAGAGCUUGCUGUGAUGUCAAAGGAGGAAGGAAUGAACUAAGCUUCAAGCAAGGAGAGCAAAUUGAAAUAAUCCGCAUCACAGACAAUCCUGAAGGAAAAUGGUUGGGCAGAACAGCAAGGGGAUCAUAUGGCUAUAUCAAAACAACUGCUGUAGAGAUUGACUAUAAUUCUUUGAAACGGAAAAAAACCUCUCAAGGUGUUCUUUCAUCAAGACCUACUGAAGAUGACCAAGAGGUAUAUGAUGAUGUUGCAGAGCAGGAUGAUGUUAGCAGCCACAGUCAGAGUGGAAGUGGAGGGAUGUUCCCACCACCACCAAACGAUGACAUUUACGAUGGAAUCGAAGAAGAUGCUGAUGAUGGCUCCACACUACAGGUUGAAGAGAAGAGUAACACAUGGUCCUGGGGGAUUUUGAAGAUGUUAAAGGGAAAAGAUGACAAAAAGAAAAGUAUACGAGAGAAACCUAAAGUCUCUGAGUCAGACAAUAAUGAAGGUUCAUCUUUCCCUUCUCCUCCUAAACAGCUAGGUGAGGGAGAUGAAGUUUACGACGAUGUAGAUGCCUCUGAUUUCCCUGCUCCAUCAGCAGAGAUGAGUCAAGGAAUCAAUAUUGGAAAGGCCAAGAUGGAAGAAAAAGACCCUAAGAAGAUAAAAAAGCAGGAAAAAGAAGAAAAAGACUUCAGGAAAAAAUUUAAAUAUGAUGGUGAAAUAAGAGUCCUGUAUUCAACCAAAGUUAUAGCCUCCUUAACUUCUAAAAAGUGGGGCACCAGAGAUCUACAGGUAAAACCUGAUGAAUCUCUUGAAGUUAUACAAAGCACAGAUGAUACCAAAGUUCUCUGCAGAAAUGAAGAAGGAAAAUAUGGUUACGUCCUUCGGAAUUAUCUGGUGGACAAUGAUGGAGAGAUCUAUGAUGAUAUUGCUGAUGGUUGCAUCUAUGACAAUGACUAGCAUUCAGCUUUGAUCAUUCUGCUGUAUUCAUUAACUGCCAAUAUAAAGUUUAGGUUUUAAUUGGCAUAUGUUAUUGGAUAUCACAGCAAAUGAAUGCACAAAACUACCUGUUACCAUUUGUUAUAAAAUUCUGAUUAUCUUCAUAAAGUUUUAAAAUUUUGAACCUAGAAAACGAUCUCUCUGCUUAAUCAAUAUCUCAGAAGACUGCAUUAGUGAGAUGUAAGAAUUAUUAAAUAUUUCAUUUCUACUUUGAC
This is a messenger RNA of Galeopterus variegatus (Sunda flying lemur), 2738 nucleotides long. RefSeq names its product FYN binding protein (gene FYB1). Gene Ontology annotation, molecular function: protein binding; lipid binding. The transcript is spliced from 18 exons. Gene Ontology annotation, biological process: T cell receptor signaling pathway; protein localization to plasma membrane; integrin-mediated signaling pathway. Gene Ontology annotation, cellular component: plasma membrane. The record is from RefSeq and is a predicted model, not a curated record. NCBI's taxonomy places the organism in Eukaryota, Metazoa, Chordata, Mammalia, Dermoptera, Cynocephalidae. Bases 1 to 2484 code for a protein of 827 amino acids.